Messenger RNA from Papaver somniferum (opium poppy), 2218 nucleotides. RefSeq names its product C-type lectin receptor-like tyrosine-protein kinase At1g52310. The transcript has 4 exons. Gene Ontology annotation, biological process: protein phosphorylation. The coding region runs from base 320 to 2044 and encodes 574 amino acids. The record is from RefSeq and is a predicted model, not a curated record. NCBI's taxonomy places the organism in Eukaryota, Viridiplantae, Streptophyta, Magnoliopsida, Ranunculales, Papaveraceae. Gene Ontology annotation, molecular function: ATP binding; protein tyrosine kinase activity.
UCUAACUGUGCAGCGAAGACUCGAGUCCAUGACACUUCUUUUCCCUCAAAGGUAGUAGUUAGGAAAUACUGUAGGAAGGAUUAUUUUCCUUCAUCUUCUUCUUCUUCUUUCUCAUCAUAAUCAUUGCAGUGAACUUAGGGUACUGUUUGGAAAUGAUUUAAGAAAGUAAAUCUGAUUCAAUCAUAAAAUCAAUUUACAAACCUAAUACUCAUAUCUCUCACUCUCUUUCACCCUAAAACCCUGAAAUAGUAUGGGAAUUUCUUAGAAGAAGAAAAAGAAGCUUAUGAGGGAGGAGGUGGAAGCAGUUUAGCAGGCAUUGAUGGAAGUAAUAAUCCGUUGCUGGGGCUUCAGCUUCACUAUUUAUCUCAUUAUUGUAACACUCACAUUCACUUCUCAACUUGUUAGGGCACAAAAUGCUGCCGCGUUAUGCCCCACAGGCUGGGAAAUUGGACCUCACAAGAACAAAUGCUUUAUACUUGUACCAAAAACUGGUUCUUGGGACGCUGCUGAAUCACAUUGUAAGGACAACAACUACAAAGGUCAUUUGGCUGCUGUCUCUUCGGUUCAGGAACUAAGCUUCGUCCAGGAUCUAUGCUCCGAUAAUGGAUGCUGGGUUGGAGGGAGAGCUUUCAAAUCCAGUACUCUUGGUUUUGGUUGGAAGUGGUCGGACUAUGUUUCACUUUGGAACGAGUCUGCUUUUGUGGGUGCACCACUAUAUUCAACUUGUACCAACUCAUCAACAUGCCAAGGGAAUAAUCUGACGUCUUUCUCGUGUUUGUUGGUGACUCGUAGCCCUCUUGGCGUUGUGGUAGAGAGAUGCAACGAAACGAGGGAGUUUAUUUGCAUGCUUCACUUAGAUGCUAAAUGUCAUCAAGGACACUGCCACACAGAAUAUUUGGUCAUCCUUUCAGUUGUAAGUGCCUUGAUCCUUGUCACAAUAUUGGCUGUUGUGGUUUGGCUCCUUGCCUACAAGCGUAUCAAGAAACGCAGAAGGUCACAUAAAGUAUCUAAUCCUGCAACACGUGCUUUAGUACCUCCGUCAUGGAAGGUCUUUAGCAACGAAGAGCUGAGGUUGAUUACAAAGAAUUUUAGUGAAGGAAGCCGGCUUCUUGGGGAUGCGAAGACAGGUGGGACUUAUAGCGGAGUUCUUCUUGAUGGAACGAGGGUAGCAGUCAAGAGGUUGAAGCAGUCCAACUUUCAGAGGAAGAGAGAGUUUUAUUCUCAGAUUGGAAGGGUUGCAAGACUUUGUCAUCCAAAUCUAGUGGCUGUAAAAGGAUGUUGCUAUGAUCAUGGUGAUCGUUACAUCGUUUAUGAGUUUGUUGCUAAUGGGCCUUUAGAUAGAUGGCUACAUCAUAUACCAAGGGGUGGUAGAAGCUUGGAUUGGUCAAUGAGAAUGAGAGUUGCUACCACACUUGCUCAAGGAAUUGCGUUUCUACAUGACAAGGUGAAGCCACAUGUUGUCCACCGCGACAUCCGUGCCAGCAAUGUAUUGCUUGAUGAGGAGUUCGGGGCACACCUGAUGGGAGUGGGGCUGUCAAAAUUCGUACCAUGGGAAGUGAUGCAUGAAAGGACAGUGAUGGCUGCUUCAUAUGGCUACCUUGCUCCAGAAUUUGUGUACAGGAAUGAGCUGACGACAAAGAGUGAUGUUUAUAGUUUUGGAGUGCUGCUUCUUGAAAUUGUUAGUGGACGUAGACCUGCCCAGGCAGUUGAUUCAGUGGGUGCUCAGAGCAUAUUCGAGUGGGCCACUCCAUUGGUGCAGUCUCAUCGCUACCCGGACCUCUUGGAUCCACUAAUCUCCGACAUCCCUGAACUUUGUGUCAUACAAAAGGUGGUAGAUCUUGUAUAUGCUUGCACGCAGCAUGUUCCAUCGGUCCGCCCGAGGAUGUCGCAUGUAGUUCAUCAGCUGCAACAACUGGAAUUCAAAGCUACCAGUACUGCUACUAAUACCAUCAGCAGUGAGAUGGAUAGCAGUGCUACAAGGACGAGCACCUUUGACUCUCAAAUUCAUUCGCUGGAAGUAGAAGUUAGCAAGAAUUUAGUUUAAUCUUUAGUUUCUCAGUUACUCUUUUAAGGAUAACAAACUGUUAGCAAGAAUUUAGUUUAAUCUUUAGUUUCUCAGUUACUCUUUUAAGGAUAACAAACUGUUUCGUUGUAAAUUUUGUAUCUUGCUUCUUAUCCAAGGGAGACAAACUCGCGCUGGAUCCUCUAAUUCUCUAAA